This is a messenger RNA of Caenorhabditis angaria, 1528 nucleotides long. The record is from the annotation of a GenBank genome assembly. Lineage: Eukaryota; Metazoa; Nematoda; Chromadorea; Rhabditida; Rhabditidae.
UUGGUUCAAUCAGCAAAGGUAACUGAGUUUCUCUAGAGUUUCUCCAAGUAAGCUAAAUGUUUUGCAGAUGUCCGAGGAUCCAAAGCAAAUCGCUGCCGAGACCGAGAGCUUGCGCAAAGUCGCAUUCUUCGGAAUCGCCGUCUCCACCAUCGCCACUUUGACAGCCAUCAUUGCUGUUCCAAUGUUGUACAACUAUAUGCAACACGUUCAAUCGUCACUUCAAUCUGAAGUCGAAUUCUGUCAACACAGAUCGAAUGGACUUUGGGAUGAAUACAAGAGAGUGAGUUUGGCAGCCUAGGGAUUUAGGUUAUGAUACAGUAUACCUUGGGCUUUUUACUCGAGCCUUAUCCAUAAUGAUUAAGGUUAGUUACCUUAAUCAACCCACCAUAAAUCUACCUUCUCUAGAUAUAUCUUACGACCUUAGUUAGCUACCUUAGCUACUCACCGACACCUACUUAGUUCCAGGUACCUAAGCUUUUACUCUGAUAGGCUUUAUCUAUCCUUAACUCUCUCAGCUACAUACCUUAGAUAUCUUAAGUUAAGGUAGCUCAGCCUACUUUCAGAUGCUUACCAUAGCCUUAAGAUCUACCCUACCUACCUUUGCUGUAGGUUUCUCUUAGCUGUACCUACGUUAAUCUUCCCUGCUGACCUUCUUUCUUACCUUACCCAUAGCCUUAAGUACCUUAGUCCUCCUUUAAAAAAGUAAGUACCUUAGCCCUCCUUAACUCUACCUUACCCACUUCCCGCUCUCCCCCCAACAAUCCCAAUUUUCUUGCAGUUCGAAGGAGUCAGCGGAGUCGAGGGCCGUAUCAAACGUGAAGCCUACCAACGCAGAUACUCCGGAGUCUCUGGACAACACCGUGUUCGCGCCAACGUCAAAAGACAAUCGUACGGAGGAGACGCCGCUGUCGGAGGAUUCGGAGGAUCAUCGGCCGGACAAUGCUGCUCGUGCGGAGUCGGACUCGCCGGACCAGCCGGUCAACCAGGACAAGACGGACAACCAGGAAAUGACGGACAACCAGGAGCCCCAGGAAACCCAGGACAAGAUGCUUCGGAAGACAGCGUUGCCACUCCAGACAACUUCUGCUUCGAUUGCCCACCAGGACCACCAGGACCACCAGGACAACCAGGACAAAAGGGACCAUCCGGACAACCAGGAGCACCAGGACAAUCAAGCGGAGCCGCUCUUCCAGGACCACCAGGACCACCAGGACCAUCAGGAGCCCCAGGAGGCCCAGGACAACCAGGAGCCCCAGGACAACCAGGACAAGCCGGACAAGUCGUCGACGUUCCCGGCACCCCAGGACCAGCCGGACCACCAGGACCACCAGGACCAUCCGGACAACCAGGACAACCAGGAGCGCCAGGCACCAACCAACCAGGACAACCAGGACCACAAGGAGACGCCGGAGCACCAGGAGCCCCAGGACAACCAGGAGCACCAGGACAACCAGGAAACGACGGACAACCAGGAAACGAGGGGGCUUGCGACCAUUGCCCACCACCACGUACCGCUCCAGGAUAUUAA